Messenger RNA from Cyprinus carpio (common carp), 1427 nucleotides. RefSeq names its product cadherin-17-like (gene cdh16). Bases 1 to 1092 code for a protein of 363 amino acids. Gene Ontology annotation, molecular function: calcium ion binding; cadherin binding. The record is from RefSeq and is a predicted model, not a curated record. The transcript has 9 exons. Gene Ontology annotation, cellular component: plasma membrane; catenin complex; adherens junction. Lineage: Eukaryota; Metazoa; Chordata; Actinopteri; Cypriniformes; Cyprinidae. Gene Ontology annotation, biological process: multicellular organism development; calcium-dependent cell-cell adhesion; cell morphogenesis.
AUGUACGUGGGUGCAGACAGAGUGCCGUAUGGACCCUUCCACCUGGCUGAAGAUUCCUCAGUGGGCACCACAGUCACUGUAGUGUCGGCAUGGGAUGCGGAUGAGUGGGGUGGGGACAGCUGGCAGGUGGACUACAGACUUGAAUCUGGGAAUGAGGAGGAGGUUUUUACUCUAGUGACUGACAGACAGACCAAUGAAGCUGCCAUCAUCCUUGAUAAGGUGCUUGACUUUGAGCGGGAGAAUGAGUAUAUACUGGUACUGAGCGCUCAGAACCCAGUUGCUCUGGUCCGAGGCAGCCAUUAUGAAGUCACUGUCAGAGAAGGGGAGGAGCCAGGACGUGUUAUUGCCACAAUCAGAGGUUAUGACCCUGACUCUCAUCCAAUCAGGUAUUCACUGAGAGGAGACACUAAGAAAUAUUUCUCCAUUGGGAAGUACUCAGGAGAGCUCAAGACGGUCCAGGCUUUGGACAGAGAGGAGAACAGCACCUACACCAUGGAGGUGGUAGCUGAAGAUGGGCGCAAUUCCUCUUUGUCGGCCUCCACGCUGGUGACAGUGCACAUUCUGGAUGUAAAUGACAACAGCCCAGUUCUGGUGGGCGAUUACUCCUGGAAAUACCUGUGCACACCUCGCUGGGAGGAUCAGGCUCUGGUUCUGGCCUCUCGGGACAGCGAUGGGCCCCAGCAUGGAGGAAGGCUCAACUUCUCCCUCCGCAGUGACGCCACUGUCCGCCGCAACUGGAAGCUCACUCCCAUCAAUGACACUCACACCAACCUGUCGUUGAAUGUCCCUUACCUGCCUCCAGAGGUUUACAUUGUACCUUUUACCAUCUCAGACAGCAGCUCUCCACCCAGAAGCACAUUCAUCAAUCUGCCAGUGACGGUUUGCCCAUGCAAUGUGAGGGGGAACUGUAGAACAGCACCAAAACAGCUUCAGGGCAUGCCUACUAUUCAGUCAACAGUGGGCAUCCUGCUCGGAACUCUGGGAGUUAUAGGCGUUAUACUGAUUGUUAUAUUUGUGAGACUGUCCUACCAGAAUUCAACACCACCAAACAAAGGCUGCCAGGAACGCGUGUCACUUAAAGUCUCUCUCUAACUUCUGAGUGUUCUAGACCAUUCAGUCAGUUGGUCACUACAGUUUUGAAAGUGAAAUCAACUCACUGAAGGAUUUCUCUGUUUUAAGUCAAGUUUGCUUACUUUUGAUACACUACAUUUUUGGUUUUAGUGAAAACUAACUUUUUAGACAAUACAUAUAGAUUAUUACCACAGUGAAGAAUUCAAAACUUUUCUCUACAUGUGAUAUUUCUAUGUUAUUUAUUUGUUUUUUAGUAGCUAUGUAGUUAUCUUUAUUGCAAUCAUAGUUUAUAAUAAUUAGCGGUGAUUAAAAAUUUGGGAUCAAUAAAUAAAUCAGUUAAUUUUCUUUCCUCUCUG